AGCCACAUGCCCUGCUGCCGUCUCGGAUGCACUUCCUAACUUGAAUCUAGGGGCGGCCAUCGGCUGUGUUCGGCUUGUUUAGACCUUGGGUAGCGCCUUUGGAAGAUUGACCGCUCUGGGGCAAUGAAUCGAGGUCGACUCGUGGAAUGGGUACAAGACCGAGCUCAACUUUGACCCCGACAGGUCUCCACUUGCCGACUGCUUGGCCGUCCGCGCCGAAGCUGCUGCCAUGCGGAGAGAGGGAAGGGAAGGCAAGGGAUGGAAGGGAUGAAAGGGAUGGAAGCGAUGGGAUGGGAUGGGAUGGGAUGGGAUGGGAUGGGAUGGGAUGGGAUGGGAUGGGAUGGGAUGGGAUGGGAUGGGGAUGGGAUGGGAUGGGAUGGGAUGGGAUGGGCAGCUCCAGGGCUCAGGGCAAGCAGGGCAGGGCAGGGCAGGGCAGGGCAGGGCAGGGCAGGCCGUGUUUUGCAGCGAACGCCGCCCGCGUCGUCAUGUCAUAAUCAUCCCAGGAAGCAGCAAACGACAAGUCAGUUGGGCUGCCCAUCUCACCUAUCCCAUGCUGUAACGGGUUUCCGGGAACCGAUGCGAUCAGAUGCUGCCGUUGUCGGGUCCUUUCGUCCCAUCUCUAUUCGUGUGGCUCCAGCAACGGCAGUCGAUCGAUGCAGCCAAUGUGCAAGGGGCCGCGGCCAUGCGGCCUCGAAGACACAGCAGGAAAGAGCAAAGUAUCUUGCCGACCCCCCUUCGUCACUCUCCCCUCCGCCGUAUAGCCAGUGCUGCAAUAGUGAGUGGCCGACUCGGCCUCGCCCAGGAUGGGGGCUUUCUUUCUGUCCCUUUCUGAUCAACAAUUCAAGCAAGCAACGGUCCGUCGCAUCCAGCGUUUGGCGUGCUUGGUAGCCACACAAUUUACAGAAGCUCUCCAAGGAAGGACCCUGGGCCGUCCGACGGCCCACAAUCUUGAUUUAUGACAGUAUUGCAUUGAUCGGUGAGGUGGACAGCUGC
Messenger RNA from Hyaloscypha bicolor E, 993 nucleotides. RefSeq lists its product as uncharacterized. The transcript has a single exon. NCBI's taxonomy places the organism in Eukaryota, Fungi, Ascomycota, Leotiomycetes, Helotiales, Hyaloscyphaceae. The record is from RefSeq and is a predicted model, not a curated record. Bases 259 to 888 code for a protein of 209 amino acids.